AUGAUACAAAAUUCGGCUGCACCAGAUGGCGGCCUACGGGCUUGGACUCAAGUCGCGGUGGGCUGCCUGGCCGUGUUCUUGACCUGGGGAUACGCCAAUGCAUUCGGCGCGUUUCAAUCCUACUACAUAUCCGUCCUGCCUCAAAAUCAAUCUGCAAUCUCCUGGAUUGGCUCCCUCCAAGCCUGGCUUACCUUCUCGACGGGAGCUAUUUCCGGAUGGCUGCUAGAUGCCGGUUAUCUGACAGUUGCUUUGGUCGCCGGUGCUAUUCUACAGCUACUAGGGAUCUUCCUCAUGAGUGUUUCCAACCAGUAUUGGCAACUUGUAUUGACGCAGGGCAUCCUCUCCGGCCUCGGAAACGGGCUGAUCUUCACGCCAACGCUCGCCUUAGUCCUGACCUACUUCUCCUCCCGUCGUUCUCUCGCACUGGGACUUGUUACACUGGGAAAUUCUCUAGGGGGCGUGAUUUAUCCUGCCAUCGUGCGGGGGCUUCUCGCACACGUCGGCUUCAGCUGGAUGGCCCGCACUAUUGGUUUCAUCCAUCUAGCAGGAUUUUGCUUGGUGGUGGGCUUCUUACGAGCAAGAUUGCAGCCACAGCGAAAGGGGCCAGUCGUGGACUUUGCGGCGUUUCAGGAUCGUGUAUACGUCGCUUAUGUCUUUGGGCUCUUUUUCUUCUGCUGGGCGAGGUACUACACCUUCUACUAUGUUGGAUCAUUUGGUAUCCAGGUUCUUCACAUCUCAUAUACCGAAGCCACAUAUCUCAUCAUGAUCAUCAACGGCACCGGCCUCCCCGCUCGUAUUAUAGUUGGGCUGCUAGCAGAUCGGUUCGGGCCGUUCAACACCUCCAUCCCAACAGGCCUCUGCUUGACUGCCGUGGCUUUCAGCUGGCUGGGAAUUUCCAACCGCGCUGGUAUAUUCGCCUGGACGGCGUUUUACGGUCUGUUCUCCGCAGGCAUACAGAGCCUCAUUCCCUCCGGGGUGGCAAGCAUAAACGAGCGCAUGGACAUGAUCGGCGCACGGCUGGGGAUGUGCUUCACCGUCAUGUCAUUCGCAGCACUGUCAGGUCCGCCCAUCGGGGGCGCAAUACAAAAUGCAGCAGGUGGUAGCUAUGGGGCCGCUCAAGUAUGGGCGGGACUUGCGGACGCGAGUUGUGUGCUACUCAUCAUUCUGGCGAGGGUACUUCAGGGCCGAAGGAAGAUUGAGGAGAAGGCUUAG
Molecule: messenger RNA, 1212 nt
Organism: Clonostachys rhizophaga
Lineage: Eukaryota; Fungi; Ascomycota; Sordariomycetes; Hypocreales; Bionectriaceae
Source: the annotation of a GenBank genome assembly